CCCAGAGCGCUGGGUUGUAGCGGCUACUUCCGGUCUGGAGCUGUGCGCUCAGCAAAGGGGUUUGGCGCUCAGGAUUUGUGGGAGCCGCGAGGCCCUCGGGCUGUAUCUGCGGAUGCAAGCUGACCCGGGGCUAAAUUCAGUGGUGACGGACCCCGCUCGCAUUCUCUGGUGUUCCUAAGUCUCCGCGCGCACUAGAGGACGCGCCUCCCAGCGCCGAGCCCGUCCCGCGCAUGCGCCGAGCGUGCAGCGCGCGCUUCCCGCGCGGUCGCCUUUGGAGCGUUUGCACCCCGUUGGUUCUGCCACUCCUGAAGGGCGCCUGAGACAGGAGAAGCUUGCUGAGCGGAGAGGGACAGCCGCGGCACCUCGGCGUGGGUGCAGUUGCCUUGCCUCACUGUGUGACAGGAAAUUACGUAAUGAGCAAGUUGAGUGUGGUGGCCACAGUGCACGGGACGCUAAUGGAGCGUCACUAGUCGAUCCUUGGAGCCACCAUGGUGUACGGUCUGAGAGGUAUAUCACCUGACCAAAGACAACUUCACACCCAUGUAAUGUAAUGGGAAAGGUGAGAAGACAUUAAGCGAAUAGAAGUGUGGAACCUACUAAGCAAGAUGAACAUCUCUGGAGGCAAUUGUGGAAGCCCCAGUUCUGCAGAUAUAUCUAAUGACUUUAAGGACAUCUGGACAAAACUAAAGGAGUAUCAUGAUAAAGAAGUACAAGGUUUACAAGUAAAAGUAACCAAAUUGAAAAAGGAACGAAUUUUAGAUGCACAAAGACUAGAAGAAUUCUUCACUAAAAACCAACAGCUGAGAGAGCAACAGAAAGCCCUUCAUGAAACCAUUAAAGUUUUAGAAGAUCGGUUAAGAGCAGGAUUAUGUGAUCGCUGUGCAGUAACUGAAGAACAUAUGCGAAAAAAGCAGCAAGAGUUUGAAAAUAUCCGACAGCAGAAUCUGAAACUUAUUACAGAACUUAUGAAUGAAAAGAAUAUUCUUCAGGAAGAAAAUAAAAAGCUUUCUGAACAAUUGCAGCAGAAAAUUGAGAGUGAUCAACAGCAUCAAGCAGCUGAACUUGAAUGUGAGGAGAAUAUUAUUCCAGAUUCACCAAUAACAGCCUUUUCAUUUUCUGGCAUUAACCGGCUACGAAGAAAGGAGAAUCUCCAUGUUCGAUACAUAGAACAAACACACACUCAAUCAGAGCACCCUGUGUGUACAAAUGAAUUAAGAAAAGUUUCCACGGCUUCAGCUCAUCUACAGCACAACCCUAAGGAGAAUGAAAUUCUAGUAGCUGACACUUGUGAUCAAAGUCAUUCUCCACUGACUAAAACACACAGAACAAGCAGUUACUCCACUGAUCAGUCAUCUUUUAAUUUAGCUACAGUUGUUGCUGAAACAGUUGGACUCAGUGUUCAAGAAGAAUCUGAACCUCAAGGUCCUCCCAUGAGCCCUCUUGGCAAUGAGCUCCACCACUAUCUGGAAGGAGAUCACAAGAAACAGCCUUUUGAGGAAUCUCCAAGAAAAACUGAAGAUGCUUUAAGAUUUUCAGAUUCUACUUCAAAGACCCCUCCCCAAGAAGAAUUGACUACUCGAGUGUCAUCUCCUGUAUUUGGAGCUUCCUCUAAUGUGAAAAGCAGUUUGGGUUUGAAUACAAGUUUGUCCCCUUCUCUUUUAGACACUGGGAAAAAAAACCUUCUGAAAACAUUCCCCUUUAGCAACAUUAUUUCUAGACCAGAGAAAACUAGAUCGAAGUCUGAAGAUAGUGCCCUUUUAACACAUCAUAGCCUUGGGUCUGUAAUGAACAAGGUCAUUGGCCAAUCAUCUUCUAAUAAGCAGAUACUUAUAAAUAAAAAUGUAAGUGAAUCCAUAGGUGAACAGGAUAACACUGAUCAUAUUAAAGAGGCUGUGACUGAUAAACAUUUGGUGCCCCUGAAAUCACUAGGCGGCAGAAUAUCCAAAAGGAAGAAGACUGAGGAAGAAAGUGAACAUGAAGUAAACUUCCCUCAAGCCUCUUUUGAUAAAGAAAAUGCUUUUCCUUUUCCGAUGAAUAGUCAGUUUUCCAUGAAUGGGGACCAUGUAAUGGAUAAACCUCUGGAUCUGUCUGAUCGGUGUUCAGCUAUUCAGCGUCAAGAGAAAAGCCAAGGAAGUGAGACCUCUAAAAACAAAUUUAAGCAAGUGACUAUUUAUGAGGCUUUGAAGCCCAUUCCAAAGAGCUCUUCCUCAGGGCGUAAGGCCUUGAGUGGGAGCUGCAUGUUACCCAGAGAUUCCCCAGAGGAGCCCUGUUUGCAGGAGUGCAUCAUCCAGUCCUUGAGAAAAUCCUCUCCAGACCAUAAAACACCAUUACAAAUUAAAGAAGAAAAUCCUGUCUUCAAAAUCCCUUUAUGUCCCCAUGAAAGUUUGGAGGCAGAAAAUCUUUUUGAUGACAUGAAGGGUGCUGGUCCUCAUGAGCCAGUAAAAGUAAAAACCAAGUCAGUUCAUGGAGGAUGUGAACUUGCAUCAGUUGUUCAGUUGAAUCCCUGUAGAAUUGCUAAAACAAAGUCCCUACAAAACAACAAAGAUACAUCCUUUGAAAAUAUCCAGUGGAGUGUAGACCCAGGAGCAGACCUUUCCCAGUAUAAAAUGGAUAUUACUGUAAUAGAUACAAAGGAUGGCAGUCAGUCAAGAUUAGGAGGAGAGACAGUAGACAUGGACUGUACAUUGGUCAGUGAAACUAUACUUUUGAAAAUGAAGAAACAAGAGCAAAAAGGAGAAAAAAGUCCAAAUGGAGAAAGAAAAAUGAAUGAUAGCUUGGAAGAUAUGUUUGAUCGGACAACACAUGAAGAGUAUGAAUCCUGUUUGGCAGAUAGUUUUCCCCAGGUGGCAGAUGAAGAGGAGGACUUGUCAGCUACCACAAAGAAACCAAGCACACAUGGUGAUAAACAAGAUAAAGUCAAACAGAAAGCAUUUGUGGAGCCAUAUUUUCAAGACAAUGAGAGAGAAACUGCCUUACAAAAUUUUCCUCAUAUUGAGGUGGUUCGGAAAAAAGAAGAGAGAAGAAGAUUGCUUGGACACACAUGUAAGGAAUGUGAAAUUUAUUAUGCAGAUCUGCCAGCAGAAGAAAGAGAGAAGAAGUUGGCUUCCUGUUCAAGACACCGUUUUCGCUACAUUCCACCCAGUACACCAGAGAAUUUCUGGGAAGUUGGUUUUCCUUCCACUCAAACUUGUGUGGAAAGAGGUUAUAUUAAGGAAGAUCUUGAUGUUUGCCCUCGUCCAAAAAGGCGGCAGCCUUACAAUGUGAUGUUUUCUCCAAAAGGCAAGGAGCAGAAGACAUAGAUGUUGAAGCAACAACAGAAGGACAGAAGACAGUUUCUCCUGUGUUAGUUAUUUAUAGUUAAAGUUGGUAUUAAACAUUGAUUUUUUUGAUCUUCUGUAAAUUGAUUUAUAAAUCAGUUUUCUAUUAAAAAUGUUUUUAAAUGGCAUUUA
Molecule: messenger RNA, 3449 nt
Organism: Castor canadensis (American beaver)
Lineage: Eukaryota; Metazoa; Chordata; Mammalia; Rodentia; Castoridae
Gene: Rbbp8
Product: RB binding protein 8, endonuclease
Biological process (GO): DNA repair; DNA double-strand break processing involved in repair via single-strand annealing
Molecular function (GO): damaged DNA binding
Source: RefSeq, a predicted model, not a curated record